AUGGCAAGCGCCGACGAUACCCGGCCCUCGGCCUCGAAUGAUACCUCAGUUACUCAUGAACAGAAAGUAGAGCCUCCAGCUACCGCUUCAAACUCGGCUACGAGCUCGCAAGGGCGCAUAGUUGGGAAGCUAAAUGCGUUCCUUGCUGAAUGGGGGGUUGAAACCAACGGGAUCGAGCCCGUCCCCAUGGAGGAGAGGAAGGACUCACGGUGGUACCAGAUGUUCUUCAUCUGGUUUGGGGUGAACAUGAACAUUCUAACGUUCAGCACUGGCACCGCUGGUCCAGCGUUCUUCGGACUGGGAAUCAAACCCUCUCUCGUUAUCAUCGCCAUAGUCGACGCCAUCUUCUCAGUCAUCCCCGCCAUCUCCGCAGUAUUCGGACCCAAAAUCGGCACCCGCGCAAUGGUACAGGCCCGCUUCUCGUGGGGCUACUGGGGCGGCAUCGUGCCCAGCGUGUUGAACGUGGUCAGCAUGGAAGGCUUCCUUGUCAUCGACUGCAUCAUCGGGGGGCAGAUUCUCGCGAGCGUGUCCGACGGUCGACUGGACGACACGCUCGGAAUCGUUAUUAUUAGCCUUAUCUCGCUGUUUGUGACGUUCUGCGGGUAUCGUGUGAUUCACGUAUACGAGACGUAUGCGUGGAUUCCACCGGUCAUCACGCUCAUUACGAUGCUCGCUGUUGGAUAUCCGGAUUUGCAGGCGAACUUGCGCGCGCCGAGUCCGCCACUGACCGCCGCGGGUGUACUUUCGUUUAGCACCACGCUUGCAUCGAGUGUGCUCAGUUGGUGCACUAUGUCGCCCGACUAUGGGGUGUACCAUAGCCCAAAGGCAUCUAGCUGGCGCAUCUUCUUCUACGUCUACCUCGGCUUCUUCCUCCCCAGUCUCACCUGCCACAUGAUCGGCGCCGCAUUCGCCGCAGCCGCGCCCUCCGUGCCGUCGUGGAACACAGGGUUCGACGACGCGUCGGACCUCGGUGGCCUUAUCUACGCCGUGCUCCUCCGCGCGGGCGGCUGGGGCAAGUUCCUGACGGUCGUGAACGCGCUCAGCGUGCCCGCACUGACUGCGCCGACCAUGUACACGUUCGGAACGAGCUUCAUGGCGAUCCCCACGCCCGGGCGGGGCAACUGGUUCGCGCGCGUGCCGCGCUGGGUGUACGUGCUCAUUUCGGAGGCCAUACUGAUCCCGGUUGCGAUCGUCGGCGCUAAAACAUUCUACAACACGCUCGUAGACGUACUCGACAUCAUCGGCUACUGGUCCGCCGCGUUCGCAGCCAUCGUCCUCGUCGAGCACUUCCUCUACCGCCGCGCGUUCACCGAGGCCGCGUACAGCACGCCCACGCGCGCGUGGGCCUCCUCGUCGUUGCUCCCCUCGUCCAUUCCAGCGCUGGUGGCGUUCGCAUGCGCGGUGGGCGUGCUCGUCCUGUUCAUGAGCCAGGUGUGGUGGGAGGGCCCGGUUGCGCAGAGGGGGACGGGUGAUUUGGGUAUAUAUGCGAUGGGCGUGGUUGCCGGUGGGGUGUAUGCGGUGCUCAGAGGCGUGGAACGGAGGCUGAGGCGGCGGACCAUGGAUGGGAAAGGCGGAGCAGAGAUCGAUGUGGAUGCGCAGGGUGCUGAGGAAAGUGUCGAAACCGAGGAGAAGGCAUGAUGCGGGAGGG
Messenger RNA from Coniophora puteana RWD-64-598 SS2, 1648 nucleotides. RefSeq lists its product as uncharacterized. The transcript has 9 exons. The record is from RefSeq and is a predicted model, not a curated record. Lineage: Eukaryota; Fungi; Basidiomycota; Agaricomycetes; Boletales; Coniophoraceae. Gene Ontology annotation, molecular function: transmembrane transporter activity. Gene Ontology annotation, cellular component: plasma membrane. The coding region runs from base 1 to 1638 and encodes 545 amino acids. Gene Ontology annotation, biological process: transmembrane transport.